Molecule: messenger RNA, 1792 nt
Organism: Rhododendron vialii
Lineage: Eukaryota; Viridiplantae; Streptophyta; Magnoliopsida; Ericales; Ericaceae
Product: eukaryotic initiation factor 4A-9-like
Exons: 5
Coding region: 250-1497 (415 amino acids)
Biological process (GO): cytoplasmic translational initiation
Cellular component (GO): cytoplasmic stress granule
Molecular function (GO): RNA helicase activity; translation initiation factor activity; ATP binding
Source: RefSeq, a predicted model, not a curated record
GGCUGCCCUUUUUUUUCCUUGAACGGUGGCGUUUCUAGGCACGGCAAUCCUGCCGUGUCGCCCUCACGGCAGGCUUCCCCAGUACUACUAUAUAUUAGGGUUUAAUAGGUUUUGAACGAGUUUACCGCCGCAGAUCCGACGAGUUAGGGAAAACUCUCGCUCUGCAGCACAACUCUACAAUCUCUUUCUCCAACUCUCUUUCUUGCUCUCUACACAGAUUCACACCAAUCUCUCUCCUCCUUUGCAGAUAUGGCAGCUUUGGCACCCGAUGGUUAUCAAUUUGACACUCGUCAGUAUGACGCCAAAAUGACUGAGUUACUGUCAGUGUCUGCGGAUGGACAAGAAUUCUUCACAUCAUAUGACGAGGUUUGUGAUACCUUCGAUGCUAUGGGACUACAGGAGAACCUCCUUAGGGGCAUCUAUGCUUAUGGUUUUGAGAAACCAUCUGCUAUCCAACAAAGGGGAAUUGUUCCAUUUUGCAAAGGCCUUGAUGUAAUUCAGCAGGCCCAAUCUGGAACUGGGAAGACAGCUACUUUCUGCUCUGGAAUUUUGCAACAACUUGAUUAUGAUUUAGUCCAAUGCCAGGCAUUGGUUUUGGCACCUACUCGCGAACUUGCACAGCAGAUUGAGAAGGUUAUGCGAGCACUUGGUGACUACCUCAACGUGAAAGUUCAUGCUUGUGUGGGGGGGACCAGUGUUCGUGAGGAUCAACGGAUUCUUUCUAGUGGUGUUCAUGUUGUUGUUGGCACCCCAGGUCGUGUGUUUGACAUGUUGCGAAGACAAUCACUUCGCCCUGAUUGCAUGAAAAUGUUUGUGUUGGAUGAGGCUGAUGAAAUGCUUUCACGUGGUUUCAAGGACCAGAUCUAUGACAUUUUCCAGAUGCUACCGCCAAAAAUCCAAGUUGGGGUUUUCUCUGCCACAAUGCCACCCGAAGCUCUUGAGAUUACGAGAAAGUUCAUGAACAAACCUGUACGGAUCUUGGUAAAACGUGAUGAGCUCACCCUAGAGGGUAUCAAGCAGUUUUAUGUUCAUGUGGACAAAGAAGAAUGGAAGCUUGAAACACUAUGUGAUCUGUAUGAAUCCCUAGCCAUAACCCAAAGCGUCAUUUUCGUUAACACAAGGCGAAAAGUCGACUGGCUCACGGACAAAAUGCGAAGCCGGGACCACACAGUCUCUGCGACCCACGGUGACAUGGAUCAGAACACUAGGGACAUAAUUAUGCGUGAAUUUCGCUCUGGAUCCUCCCGUAUGCUCAUCACCACAGAUCUCUUGGCACGUGGCAUUGACGUGCAACAAGUCUCCCUUGUCAUAAACUAUGACCUACCUACUCAGCCGGAGAAUUACCUUCACCGGAUAGGAAGAAGCGGACGGUUUGGGAGAAAAGGUGUUGCUAUUAACUUUGUAACUGGGGAUGAUGAGAGGAUGCUGUCGGAUAUUCAGAGGUUCUAUAAUGUGGUGGUCGCAGAGCUGCCGUCCAAUAUUGCUGAUCUCCUCUAAUGAGGUUUUUCCUAGAUCGGUAAGUAUAAAACAUUUCUGAUAUUUUAUCGCCCAGUUUUUCAAUUGGGUAUUGCGAAACAUGUCUUACCAUCUAAGAUACUUGCAAAAAUGAUGCAAGUUUUCAAUGCGGGUAGGGUUUUGUACCCUAUGCCCUUUUUCUUGUUCUUUAUUUCUAUUUGUAGCUCCGGAUUUGUUUAGUUAUUGAGGUUGUAGGUUGGAUUGGUUUCUCUAUGGCCGAUACCCUUUAAUUAAGAAGAGGGAUGCGUUAUUUAAUUAGAGUAAGGUUCUUAUUUAA